AUGUUUUCACCUGUUUCACAGACGAAGGGAACGUCAUCAUUUGGUAAACGUCGCAACAAGACGCACGCCCUGUGUCGUCGGUGUGGCUCAAAGGCAUACCACCUCCAGAAGUCCUCCUGCGGAAAGUGUGGUUACCCCGAAAAGCGCAAGAGAAAGUGUGAGUGCUGUUGACUUGGUAGAUAGUUUUGUUGUUUUUGAUCAGUCAGUGCAGUCCAUUCAUGUUACCAAUAGGGACCAUCAUCAGUGACACUAGCUAGAUGGGUGAAUGCUGCAGGUAAUCCUACCAGGGAUCUUACCAGAGCACAACCUGUCAGAAGUUUCCAGUGAUGCAUAUGUCCAACAAGCUGAAAUAUUCCGGAUGUCCUUGCACGCAGAAGUUACUUUUUGCACUUCCAGACUUUUGUUUUGGUGGGGUUUGGUGAAGCUGACCUUGUUGUCACACUGAUGUAUGUGUCUGUAUAGCAGUUUUGCUCUUAAUCGAUUCUAGCAAACAUGCUCAUCCUUUCGCUCUUGCAGAUAAUUGGAGUGCCAAGGCCAAGAGACGCAACACCACCGGGUCUGGUCGUAUCAGACACCUGAGGGUUGUAUACCGCAGAUUC
Coregonus sp. 'balchen' is the source of this 599-nucleotide messenger RNA. The record is from the annotation of a GenBank genome assembly. Lineage: Eukaryota; Metazoa; Chordata; Actinopteri; Salmoniformes; Salmonidae.